Annulohypoxylon truncatum is the source of this 1871-nucleotide messenger RNA. RefSeq lists its product as uncharacterized. The transcript has a single exon. The record is from RefSeq and is a predicted model, not a curated record. The coding region runs from base 194 to 1585 and encodes 463 amino acids. NCBI's taxonomy places the organism in Eukaryota, Fungi, Ascomycota, Sordariomycetes, Xylariales, Hypoxylaceae.
CACAUCGAGUUUUUCUCCUUACUGCCCCUAAUAUAUCCCGGCCGGCUGGGGGGUUGUUUAGAAGUCCUCGUCUGCUGGCAGCACAGACCGAGUGGCAUACUCAACAACCUCUCUUUUCUUUCUACCUGCCUUUACUUUCGUAGAGCCUCAAAGGGAUAAGUCUAAGCAGGCAUAUCAUACGAAAAUCGUCAAAAUGGCGGGUUCUGAGUCAUCCAAGAGACCGAAAUUGUCUCUCCAGACGAAGCCUUCGCCAGGACCAAGCACUAGAUCAGCGAGGGCGUUGCCAAAUGUUAAUCCUAGGUCACCGACGUCUUUCAAUACCCUCUCGAAUAAAUAUGUCACUGCCAUUGAAAGGUCGACACCAGUCCAGUCGACUCCUAUAACGGCUAUUAAUCUUCUUCAACCAUUGAAGCUUCAAACUGACCCAGACUCUCUCAAGGCUCGGCAGUCUAGAGUAGAGACGCCAUUCACUGCAACUUUGCCGGAUACUCCAUUAUCUGCGAACCCUAUCUCGCCAGCCCAGCAGAUGGAUAUAAUAUUUCCGAGCAGUAUGACGGCAACUCCCCCUAUGUCUGCCGGGCCAGUUGAGUCAUCCGAACCCAGCAAGUUCACGUUCGCCCACGCCGACUCGAAGAAACAGGCAUACCCGUACUCCCCUGCCCAAAGUCGACGUCGAGUAAUUUACACAGCUUAUGGGACACCUGCAAAAGCGCCAUAUACUCGUGACAGGUCGCUUCACAGUAUAUUACGAAACUCGCCUUUACCACCUCAAAGCGCUAGAUCGCCUAUCACGCCGACAAGGCAAUCGCGUCGAUUGCAAGAAAAAGCCAAUAGACAUGUGGGCUACGUGUCCCCACUAACGCAGACCAUUACGACCGAGAAAUACAUUAAGUCUCACGUCGACCUACUCGCAGACGAUGCAUCUCCAUACACACCUUCACCAGUUGCAGAAGACUCGGACAUGAUACUUGAUCUGGCAAUGGCGUACACGGGAGAUGAGACGCGCAAUGGCGGAGAAACACCAGGGCCGUUUGAAGAAAUGCGAAGGCGUAUGAAUGGAUUGGGUACAGAUUCGCCCAUCCUCUCACCUAGUGGUCGCGGGGUGCAUAAACGUAAGAGAAAGGAGAAGAGACGAAAGUGGGUUUGGACUAUUGGCCAGGAUGAUGAAGAAACUGAGAGUGGUGCGAUAGCUGCUCUCAAAGCUGCCGCGGAAUCUUCUACCCCUAAGAACUUGGCACCUACGUCCGUCCCCGUACUUCGUAUACCUGCGCCUGCGCCGGCGAAAGCAGCUACACCAGAACCCGUCACAGCAAUUCAAAUUAGCGUGGAACCUACCGGGUCAGAAUCGGACAUAACGGUCGAUCGUAUGGAUGUUGAGAUGUCCGAUGCGGAAAGCAGGCUCUCGAGUAGAGCUACGACACCCCACAGCGUCGAUCUAGAUAUGAAGACACCAAUUGCGCUGGCGCUUAACACGGAGGUGCCAAAAGUAGAGCGGCUUGGGUCUGUGGAUCCUAUCGAUCCCGAGACGGGCACUAGAAGGGACACACCGAUCCCACCAGACCUGGUGAAUAUCGAACAAUCGUGACCUGGGUAUCAAAUUCUGUUGGACAGAGUUACAGUAUGGAUGAUAUGGCUCAUCGGGGAUGAGAGCCGGUCUAGUUGGGGUCAAGGCAAUGGAAAAUGACAGGAACUUAUACGCAUACCGCAAGGCAUACGGGUGCAUUGGGCGGCAUGGCUUGUUUAGCAUAGGCGUUAUUCGAUACCAUCGCAUAGCGGGUUUCGUGCUUUGGUUACAUAUGAACGGAUAGGUACACGAGGACACGAUGGAUAUGAAAAUGAAAAUGUAAAUGAAUCAAACACAAAUGCACAAU